CGCCCAUUCUUAAUCCCUUAUAUCCGCUAAUACCGCGGCAGACAUUUACCCAGAAGCACCAGCUGCCGCCAACCAGCAUAUCAAAGUUCCGUGUUGAGGAGCUCCGUGUUUAGGAGACAACUUUUCUUUUUUCUUUUCUUUUUACCUAUAGCUCUGCUGAAGCCUGCGGAGGGCGAAAGCUGAUCGGCAUGGCCUCGUCUGACGACACUGAAGGGUCUCUGACUCCUGUGGAUUUUAUCCAGCUGCAGCAUUACAUGGAGUACAGCAGUUUGAGUGUGAAAGAUGUGAUAAAGGAAUUUCACCCCGGGGGUCGUCUGUCCCAGCACAGCUUUGGAGAGUGUGUGGAUGCGGUGGGCUUCUGUCUUUUCCUCAAGACUUACCUAGAAGUGGAUGACUUCCCCGCAGAUUUCUGCCAACGCCUUUUUCGCUAUUUUCAACACGUAGAGCAGGAUGGGUUGACUAAGAGCCCUGUGCCCAAAGGAGAUGGCGUCUUUCUUCGUGAUGUGUCCUGUUAUUUCUCGGUGCUGGAGGAAGUACAACCGCGGGAGAAGCUCGAAUUUACUUUCAAGCUUUACGAUAAAGACGGCAAUGGACUGCUGGACAGCUCUGAGGUGGAUCGUAUAAUCACCCAGAUGAUGCGAGCUGCUGAUUACUUGGGCUGGGACGUCACUGAACUCAGACCAGUGCUCAAAGAUAUGAUGACAGCGAUCGACGUGGACGACAGCGGGACUGUCACUCUGGAGGAAUGGGUGAAGGGAGGCAUGAACAAUGUGCCGUUACUUGUUCUGCUGGGACUGAAGAUGAUAGAGCGAGAUGGGCAGCACAUGUGGAGGAUGAAGCACUUUAACAAGCCGACCUACUGUAGUGUGUGUCAGAGCAUGCUGCUCGGCCUCGGGAAGCAAGGACUCUGCUGCACCUGUUGCAAGUACACUGUCCACAGUCAGUGUGCCAACAAGAAUCCCGAAUCCUGUGCUCGUACAUUCGUCAAAUCCAAAAAGGAGAUUGGUGUCGCAGCUCACGACUGGAUCAGAGCUGACAGUAACUCCACCAAGUGUCAGGUCUGCCACAAGAAGAUCAAAACUUUAGCAGGGAGGUGUUGUGUGUGGUGUCAGGAGAUGCGUCAUGAUGAGUGUGUUCUCGCUGGCUUAGCAUCUUGUGACUGUGGGCCACUGAGAGACCAUAUACUGCCUCCAUGGGCCAUAUACGCCGUCUCAAAGCAGGAGGAAGACACCAGCUUGUUAAAUGUCACUCCUGAUGGCCAUGUCCUGCAGAUCGUUCCUGUUCCAGACACCCACCCACUGUUGGUGUUUGUAAACCCAAAAAGUGGAGGAAAGCAGGGUGAAAGAGUGCUCAGGAAGUUUCAGUACCUGCUGAACCCACGUCAAGUGUACAACCUGUCCAACGGAGGUCCUGCACCAGGACUUCACUUCUUCCGCAAUCUGCGUGAGUACAGGAUCUUGGUGUGUGGAGGAGAUGGCACUGUCGGAUGGCUCCUGGAUGCUAUAGACAGAGAAGACCUCCAGGUGUGCCCUCCAGUGGCUGUUCUGCCUUUGGGUACUGGGAAUGACUUGGCUCGCUGUCUACGCUGGGGAGGAGGCUAUGAGGGGUCAGACCUGAGAGAGAUCCUGAAGGAGAUCGAAGCAAGCGAGUUGGUUCACAUGGACCGCUGGAGCAUUCAGGUGAUUCCAGAAGACAACCAAGAGGCAGGAGAUCCUGUGCCCUACGAGAUCAUUAACAACUAUUUUUCUAUCGGAGUGGAUGCCUCGAUUGCUCAUCGUUUCCACUCCAUGAGGGAGAAACACCCCCAGAGGUUCAACAGCAGAAUGAAAAACAAACUUUGGUAUUUUGAGUUUGCCACUUCAGAGACCAUUUCUGCCUCUUGCAAAAAGCUGAAGGACUGUCUCAUGAUUGAGUGCUGUGGGAGACACCUGGACCUGAGCAACCUGUCUCUGGAGGGCAUAGCUGUCCUCAACAUACCCAGCAUGCACGGAGGCUCCAACCUGUGGGGCGAGUCCAAGAAGCCUGAUGGUGGUCCAGAGGUGGAGCACGGCGAGGUCAUUACUGACCCUGAAGUUCUGAAAACAGUCUCACAAGAUAUGAGCGAUAAGCGUUUGGAGGUGGUCGGGCUGGAAGGAGUCAUAGAGAUGGGACAGAUCUACACUGGACUGAAGAGUGCCGGGCACAGACUGGCACAGACCUCCCAGAUUACCAUCAGGACAGUCAAAGCCCUACCCAUGCAAAUCGAUGGGGAGCCCUGGAUGCAGCCUCCAUGUACUAUCCACAUAACUCACAAGAACCAAGCUAACAUGCUGAUGGCUGCACCAGCAAAACCAUCUGGCUUCUUUCACCUCAAGUAGAUCAGCGGUUCAGUUGCGUUCUCCAUCCCGCUGAGGGUCACAGCAGACCACCGAUAUUACCGUGAAAAUGAUGCAGGAUGAGUAUUUAAAAUAGACGGCCCAUCACUGUGUGUAUAAUUGUGUGUUUUUGUUAUUUUUUGUUAUUGUAAGUGUUAUUGUGUAUGUCUUUUACACUUAAUCCCUAUAUAAUUUUCAAUUAUUUCAAAGUACAGUAGGCAGAGAACACACUGACAUACCGAAACAAAAGUGCAAAUUUCACCACUCAGUCUGAUCGCUGCUAUUGUGUGCCACCGUCAGGGUAGUCAAUUCGUUUUCUCGUUUUUGUAAAUGAAACAGCUGGGCAUGUGGUAUAUUUACACUGUAUGGAUAAGGAAUAUAUCCACUCUUUUUAUGUCGUGAUAGCUUUUUUUUGUGGUUCAUCGGUUUUGCAGUAGUGUCUUGUUGAGUUUCAUGUGUACUUCCUAAUGCAGCUGGGCACCCAUGAAAAGGAGAGCGAACUCUCUUUGGGCAAAAACAAAAUUGUGAUGCUUUACUUAGCCCUCACAAAGCUCACAGCAGCUCAUCUCGUUCAGCAACACUUUCCUAUGCUACCUGUCUGUUUUCUUGUUUUGUCAGUGUGUUCAUUCAACUAAAAUUUAUUUCAGUUUUUUUUUUUUUGACUGUUUCUUGAACAGUCAAAAAGAAAAAGAACAGAGAAAAUGUGAGAAACACUUGAUUGAAUUUGACUGAAUGUGGUUUUAUAAAGAUUUAAUCUUCAGUUAUAAAUGAGUCCAGAAAGUCUCGGCCGGUUUUAGUACAAAUAAACGCAUCCACUAGUAUUUAAUACAUUAAAGUGUACUGGACAAGAGUAAUACUUUUUUCAUCAUGGGACUUUGCUUACAGUUUAUGUCUGUGUGUCAUCCUGUUGUUAAGGAGAUUCCCUCAUUGAUUAGUCUUCUUAAAAACAGUUACAGAACACAGAAACCUGAGGAAGUCAGAUGAAAUAUUAUUGAUAAUCAAAUGACAUAAACACUAUGUGAAUGGAGAAAUGUUGUGAAAAAGUGCUGAGGUUAAGUGUUUGUUUCACUUGCAUGUGUGUUCACUUAUUAUCCUGUCUUAAUGUCAGAUUGUGUAGUUGUCCUUUGCAUGUAUGUCUUGACAAUAAUGUAAACUCAUGAGGCUCAUACAUCAUUGAUUUAUCAUCAGACCGACUACCUGGUGAAUGGGCAGAUAAAGGAAAUGAUUACAAUCUGUUGAACAACUAGGAGUUUACGUUUAUAAUUUACUGACUGACCUUUAUAUAUUUGUAGGGAUCUUACUGUAUGUUAAGGCGCAUGACUGUAUUUUUCAUGAGGAUACAAAACCCCAUUUUCAUUUCCCAUUUCAUUUCAUUUCAUUUUCAGUCUUAAAACUCUCCUAAUGGACAAACAGCAGCAUACCUGAAAGAUUACAUCAUCAUAUAAAUCACUGAACUUAAUAAUAUCCUGCUUACGCUGCUCUCAACAAUGUGGAAAAAAGACAAAUCUGCCUAUAAAAACAUCUGCUGUAUAAUAACGCAGUCUGACGUGUACCGUCAUGCUCGUCUGUCAUAAAGAAUGUUUACCAGCAUUUAAAAAUGCUUGUAUUUCAACUGACUUUGUGCACUUAUUUUAUAUAUUUAAAUAUUGUAUGCAAGCUGUAUCACUCUGCAUGCAGCCCACUUAUUGAAACUCUAAAUCUAAGUUACUCAGAUCUCCUUAAUACCAAAGCAAGACAGUGUGCACUGAGGCAGGCUUUACGUCAGCAUGGGCGGGGAAGCAGGAGGGCUAAUCCAGAAGUGGCAGCAGCAAAGGUUUACCGGUAGUUCAGUGUAGAUGACGUGUGUGUGUGUGUGUUAAUGUGUGUUUCUGACGUCCGGGGACAACAAAGACCAGUUAAUUGAGGACAGCUUGUCCAACUGGAGACAAAAGCUGCGUCCUCGAUUAGGGAAAAAGCUGAUUUUUGGGUCAGUGGUUGGGGAUGAUGGUGGAAACAGCAGAGAGGAGCUGGUGGAAAUGAAAGAUUAAACCAAUAUAUUAUCAUAUGCAUACACUGCAAAUGAAAAUCAAAAUGCAAUUUUUUUAAAAAAGGAAGCGCAAUAAUCUUAUAUUUAGAUAUGAAAUCGAGUUGGACUUGUUUUUGAGUAUGAAAGGAUUAUCCAGUGUCGAUUAAGUAAGACUGAAUUCAUCCUGGUAAAUGUCACUCGUCUUGUCUGGAUCAGAAGUUCUUACCUGUGUCCAAGUCAUUUAUUACUUCUCAAAUGGGACACGUCUGUCAAAAUAUGUCUGUAAAGUAACUGAUGUCAAGUCAAAUUGCACGUCAUAGAGUCAGAAUAUUUUUAUGGGAACACGGUGUAUCUAAACCAAAAGUGAAAACCCAGUGAAACAAGACAGAACAAGUCAGAUUGUUGGACUCAAAGAAAAUGAUGGUUUAUUGCAGACGGUGGUCAUGCUUCAGUUGCAUAAACCGUUUAAUCUCAAAAUGGGGCUACAGAGAGUCUCUCAGCAACAGCAACAUUUCUUCUUAACAACUUCACUUAAGCGAAAGAAGUAAAAGUCUGACAUUUUGGGUUAUGUGCUUUACUGUUGAAUUACAAUUAUCAAUACAAAAAAUAGUAAAAUUGAGAAAAACAUUGCCUGCAUUUUACAGCAAACAACAUCGUUUAUCUGUGCAUUUAUAUAUACAGUAUGUGUGUGUGCACACGGUACUUGUCGGCAUUGUGUGUGUUCUUGCAUGACUAAGUGAAAAAAAAGACUGGCAGAAGGAACGUGUCCAAUCUAGUCUGUUAUUUUAAAUUCGUGCUGUACACGACACAGCGUCAUACUCUAACCCCUGUAAUUAAGCACAUUAAUUCCAGGCCAGUCUGCUUAGUUGC
This is a messenger RNA of Scatophagus argus, 5229 nucleotides long. RefSeq names its product diacylglycerol kinase, alpha b (gene dgkab). The record is from RefSeq and is a predicted model, not a curated record. Gene Ontology annotation, molecular function: ATP-dependent diacylglycerol kinase activity; calcium ion binding. Gene Ontology annotation, cellular component: plasma membrane. Lineage: Eukaryota; Metazoa; Chordata; Actinopteri; Scatophagidae. Bases 189 to 2357 code for a protein of 722 amino acids. Gene Ontology annotation, biological process: intracellular signal transduction; diacylglycerol metabolic process; lipid phosphorylation. The transcript has 24 exons.